AGCGCCGGCCGGCGGCAAAGCGGUGGCGGCUGCCGCGCUGGGAAGUCGCUCGUGGUCCUGCGCCUUCGCCGCACGCCGGGUGGGUCGGGGCGGCGUGGCGGGCGGCAUGGAAGCGGUGCCCCGCGAGGAGAAGCCCAACCCGCUGCAGGAUGCCAACUUCUGCUCCCGGCUGUUCUUCUGGUGGUUGAAUCCUUUAUUUAUUACUGGCCAUAAACGGAAGCUUGAAGAAGAUGAUAUGUAUAAAGUGCUGCCAGAAGAUUCCUCAAAGAAGCUUGGAGAGGAAUUGCAGUGGUACUGGGAUAAAGAGGUGCAAAAAGCAAAGAAGAGGGGAAAAAUGCCGCAUUUAACAAAAGCCAUUAUUCUUUGUUACUGGAAGUCCUAUUUAGUUCUUGGAGCUUUCACAAUGAUUGAGGAAACCAUCAAAAUAGUUCAACCAAUUUUUUUGGGAAAAAUUAUUAAUUAUUUUGAAACCUAUGAUUCCUCAGAUGAGGUAGCUUUGAAUUUUGCAUAUUGCUACGCAGCUGCUCUGUCUGUGUGCACACUUAUUCUAGCUAUAAUGCACCACUUGUACUUCUAUCACGUACAGCGGGCUGGCAUGAAGCUGAGGGUAGCCAUGUGUCAUAUGAUUUAUCGGAAGGCGCUUCGUCUUAGUAAUGUAGCUAUGGCAAAAACUACUACUGGUCAAAUAGUAAAUCUUCUGUCAAAUGAUGUGAACAAAUUUGAUCAGGUAACAAUUUUCUUGCACUUCUUGUGGGCUGGACCAAUUCAAGCUGUAGCAGUAACAGCACUUCUCUGGAUGGAAAUAGGCCCAUCAUGUCUUGCAGGAAUGGCAGUUCUGAUUAUUCUUCUUCCUGUCCAGACCUGCAUUGGGAGGCUUUUUUCUUCCCUCAGAAGCAAGACAGCUGCCUUAACAGAUGUCAGGAUUAGGACCAUGAAUGAAGUGAUAAGUGGUAUGAAGAUAAUAAAGAUGUAUGCUUGGGAAAAGUCAUUUGCGGAACUUGUGAGUGGUUUAAGAAGGAAGGAGAUCUCCAUGGUUAUGAAAAGCUCCUACCUUCGUGGACUGAACUUGGCCUCUUUUUUUGUGGCAAGCAAAAUAACAGUGUUCAUGACUUUCAUGGCAUAUGUGCUGCUCGGAAAUGUUAUCUCUGCAAGUCGAGUGUUUGUUGCAGUGUCCCUGUAUGGUGCAGUGAGACUGACAGUAACUCUGUUCUUCCCUGCGGCUGUUGAAAGAGUAUCUGAGGCAGUGAUUAGCAUCCGACGAAUCAAGAACUUCCUGAUGCUUGAUGAGGUCUCGCACUUCAAGCCACAACUGCAUAGUGAUAAUGAGAAUAUCAUUCUUCACGUUCAGGAUUUGACUUGCUACUGGGACAAGAGUUUAGAAACACCAGCACUUCAGCAAAUUUCGUUUACUGUCCGACGAGGGGAAUUAUUGGCUGUGAUUGGACCUGUAGGAGCUGGAAAAUCUUCUCUCUUAAGUGCUGUGCUUGGUGAGCUGCCUAAAGACAAAGGUUUGAUAAAUGUUACAGGAAGAAUUGCCUAUGUUUCUCAGCAGCCUUGGGUGUUUUCUGGCACAGUAAGAAGUAAUAUACUGUUUGAUAAGGAAUAUGAGAAAGAAAAAUACGAAAAAGUUUUAAAAGUCUGUGCUCUUAAAAAGGACUUGGAAUUAUUAGCAAAUGGUGACCUAACAGUAAUAGGAGAUCGUGGAGCUACUCUGAGUGGGGGACAGAAGGCCCGUGUAAACCUGGCCAGAGCUGUGUAUCAAGAUGCAGACAUCUAUCUUUUGGAUGAUCCACUGAGUGCAGUAGAUGCUGAAGUUGGAAGACAUUUGUUUGAAAAAUGUAUUUGUCAGGCCUUACAUCAGAAGAUCUCUGUUUUGGUCACUCAUCAGUUGCAAUAUCUCCGUGCUGCAAAUCAGAUUCUAAUUUUAAAAGAUGGUAAAAUGGUGGGGAAAGGUACGUAUGCAGAGUUCCUGAGAUCUGGCAUCGACUUUGCUUCCCUUUUGAAAAAAGAUGAGGAGAUAGAACCUCCAUCAGUUCCAGGAACCCCCAACCUGAAGUCUUCCCGGAACCGAACCUUCUCGGAGUCCUCUGUCUGGUCCCAGGAUUCGUCUGUGCACUCACAGAAAGACGGAGCAGUGGAACAACCACCUGGUGAAAAUACAGUGGCUGCAGUGCCAGAGGAAAGUCGCCAUGAGGGAAAAAUUAGCUUUAAAGUUUAUAGAAAAUAUUUCACCGCAGGAGCAAACUACUUUGUGAUUUUUAUACUCAUACUAUUCAAUAUUCUGGCACAGGUGGCCUAUGUGCUCCAAGACUGGUGGCUUUCUUACUGGGCAAAUCGUCAAGAAAAGUUGAAUCUCACAACAAAUGGAAAUAAUGGAACAAAUGGGACUCAACAUCUAGACCUUAACUUUUAUUUGGGAAUUUAUGCAGGUUUAACAGUGGCUACAAUACUAUUUGGCAUAAUCAGAAGUCUUCUGGUGUUUCAAGUUCUUGUCAAUUCUGGUCAGAAUUUGCACAACAAAAUGUUUCAAUCCAUUUUGAAAGCUCCUGUGUUGUUUUUUGACAGAAAUCCCAUAGGAAGAAUCUUAAAUCGUUUCUCCAAAGAUAUUGGCCACCUGGAUGACUUGCUUCCUUUGACGUUUUUGGACUUCAUGCAGACUCUCCUACAGAUUUUUGGUGUGGUGGCUGUGGCUGUGGCAGUGAUUCCUUGGAUACUCAUCCCCUUAAUUCCACUAUUUAUUCUUUUCAUUUUUCUUCGACGAUAUUUCUUAGACACUUCAAGAGAUAUUAAACGUCUAGAAUCCACAACUCGAAGUCCAGUAUUCUCCCACUUGUCGUCAUCCCUCCAGGGUCUGUGGACUAUUCGGGCUUUGAAAGCAGAGGAAAGAUUUCAAAAAUUAUUUGAUGCACACCAAGACCUUCACUCAGAGGCCUGGUUUCUGUUUUUGACGACCUCAAGGUGGUUUGCUGUGCGUCUGGAUGCCAUCUGUGCCAUUUUUGUUAUAGUGGUUGCUUUUGGUUCCCUGCUUCUUGCUAAGACUCUGAAUGCGGGCCAGGUUGGUUUGGCGUUAUCCUAUGCGAUCACCCUCAUGGGAACAUUCCAGUGGGGUGUGAGACAAAGUGCUGAAGUUGAAAACCUGAUGAUAUCAGUAGAACGAGUAAUGGAAUACACAGAUCUUGAAAAAGAAGCUCCGUGGGAGACCAACAAACAUCCUCCACCGGAAUGGCCUAACCAAGGAAUGAUAGCAUUUGAAAAUGUUAACUUCACUUACAGUCUAGAUGGACCUUUGGUCUUAAGACACUUGUCUGUUUUAAUUAAACCGAGAGAAAAGGUUGGAAUAGUGGGAAGAACUGGAGCUGGGAAAAGCUCUCUGAUAGCAGCCCUUUUUCGCUUGGCGGAACCCGAAGGAAAGAUUUGGAUUGAUAAGUACUUGACAUCAGAGCUAGGACUCCAUGACUUACGGAAGAAAAUUUCAAUUAUACCUCAGGAGCCUGUUUUAUUCACUGGAACUAUGAGGAAAAACCUAGAUCCUUUCAAUGAAUACACUGAUGAAGAGCUGUGGAAUGCCUUGGAAGAGGUGCAGCUGAAGGAGGUUGUGGAAGACCUACCUAAUAAAAUGGAGACGCAGCUGGCAGAAUCUGGAUCUAAUUUUAGUGUUGGUCAGAGACAGCUGGUGUGUCUUGCCAGAGCAGUUCUAAAAAAAAAUCGUAUUCUUAUCAUCGAUGAAGCAACAGCAAAUGUGGACCCAAGAACAGAUGAGUUCAUUCAAAAGACGAUCCGUGAAACCUUUGCUCACUGCACAGUGCUGACCAUUGCACACCGCUUGAACACCAUUAUUGACAGUGAUAGGAUUAUGGUUUUAGAUGCAGGAAGACUGAAAGAAUAUGGUGAACCUUACAUUUUGCUUCAAGAGCAAGACAGCUUGUUUUAUAAAAUGGUGCAACAAGUGGGCAAGACUGAAGCGGCUUCUCUGUUUGAAACAGCAAAACGGGUAUACUUCAGCAAGAAUUACCCAGAAGUUGUUCAGAAUGGUCAGCUCACCACAGACUCCUCCUUGGAUCCUUCCUCAGGAUUAUGCGUAACCGAAACUGCACUGUGAUUCCUAAGAGCCUUAACUGUUUUCCAUAGAAUGUAACCCUGAGAUCAUCUAAACUCAGUGGCAAUGUUUGCAAGUGUCAGCGGGAGAGGAAAGGGAGGGGGCGAUUCUUUGCACUGGACAUCCUUCCUAUUUAAUACUGAGAAGAAAAUUUUUACUGUCCCUGUUUCUUUAAUUUCAGUGCAAUAUGUUUUCCUAUCCAACUAAUAAUGUUUGUGUUGCUAAGGAAAUUAGGCAGAUUCAGUUUUUGUUUGAAAGUUACGUGGUAGAGAUCUCUUUUAUUUAAACAGGUGCAGGACACCUAACAGGUCUAGGGUGCAUAUUUGGAGCUUAUUAAAAUAAUUGGAAUGUGUCUUUUUUUUCCUUUUAAAAAUAUUUUGAGAACAAGCAAAACCAAAAUUUUUUCAGUGUCACUUUUGUCGUGACAACUGUGUCUAAACAGCAGAUUCGGUAGUGUGCAACUUAGUUGUCCAGAGCAACUGCUAUAAGUAGCUAUGCAGGUUGAUAGAAAAAAGACUUGAAGAAGCCAAAAAUACUUUUUGUUUUUGAUAGCAGAAAGAAAAAAGUAUACUUAUUUUUUGAUAAAUAGUUCAAAUAAUGCUGUUCAAGAUGAGUGUAAAUAUCAGUUUUAUUUUGCUAAAAUCCAAAUGCUGAAAAAUCAAUCUCAAUCUUCUGUACUUUAGAAGAAAACUACCACAUUUGCACUGAAGAAAUAUUUAAAUAAUUUAACAUACAUUCCUCUUUUUAUCCAGGUUAUCAGAGAAAAAAAGGUAUUAAAAUAACUUGAGGAAACAUUUGAAUGACAUGUCAUUAUACCUAAAUACCGUGUAGUACAAAGUUAUCUUCAACACAGCACAUUGAAAUGUAUACAUUAUUUGCAUUUAUUGUGCCUUAAUAUUUGUGCCUUCAAGCCAAAGCUGUAACUGCAGGGUACACAACAAAUUCAUUAAAUAUAUGUUAAAAAUGUGUAACCUUAGUAUGUUUAAAGUUUUGCAUUAGGGGUUCUGUUGAACUUAAGCUGUUUGAAGUUACCAUCCUGCCAGAAUAGGUAGGGAAGUACAACCUGUAGUUUCAAGUGGCUGUUGCUGAUGGUGAGAGGAAUGCAGUGAGAGAGAGGGGUUCAAUAUUCAUAAGUUAUGUUCUGAUUCAGCAAAGCACUUUAACACAAAGGCACUAUUCCUGUGUUUGAAAUAUAAAUCAAGCAAGUGCUAUGCUGCUUCAGACUUUUUCAAGUUUAGUGAGCUACUCUUUGAGGUCCAGUAGAAAAUGCAUCUAUUCAUCUUGCUGUUUAAAGGGCACAGGAGAGACUAAAAGGCAACAGAUCUCUUCAGGACAUGGUAAAUAUUGUGCUUUUUAAAAAAUACUGAAGAUGCUUGCUAUUACCUUUGUCAUGCCAAACAAUUGUUAUUUACCCGAUGUUCGCCCAGCGGUCUAAAAGUAAGGUGAGCACAAAGGUUUCUCAUUUCAAGCAGUUGUACCAGAAAAAUAAUUUAAUCAAAUGCAAAGUUACUCUCUCCUUACUGAGAAGUAAACUGAGGCCAAAGCCUGUGCCUCGGCAAAUCGCUCAUCUGCGAGGACUUUUUCCUGCUCAGGAACCAGUCCCAUGGUGAGAGGCAGAAUCCUCCUUCCUCUGUUGC
Molecule: messenger RNA, 5733 nt
Organism: Empidonax traillii (willow flycatcher)
Lineage: Eukaryota; Metazoa; Chordata; Aves; Passeriformes; Tyrannidae
Gene: ABCC4
Product: ATP binding cassette subfamily C member 4
Exons: 31
Coding region: 107-4099 (1330 amino acids)
Biological process (GO): transmembrane transport
Cellular component (GO): plasma membrane
Molecular function (GO): ATP binding; ATP hydrolysis activity; ABC-type transporter activity
Source: RefSeq, a predicted model, not a curated record